CUAGAGGUGUAGUUUGGUUAACUAUAAAUAUCCAAGACAUACACACUACACAAAAGAAAAAAACCGACAGAACCAAAAUCGUCAUGAUUCCUUCUGUUUUACAAAACUUCUUGUUUCCACCAGCACCAUCUUUGUUCGUGACCACGAAGUUGAUGAUAGAUAUCUCAUUGCUUACAUGCGCCGGGUACAUGGAAUCCACAGGCAGACACAUGCAGUAUUCCAAAUUCUUGAACCAAGGUCUUACAAAGAAAGAGAGCGAAAUGAAGUUUUCGAGUCGAACUGGGAUGCUUCUGUUCUAUACACCGGCGUUUCUUGUGGGCAUGUCUUCUUUCGUCGUGUUCCCCGAACAAGAUUUUAGAUUUGUGUUGCUUGCUACGGCUCUUACCGUUCAUUUCUUGAAACGGGUACUUGAGGUCUUGUUUCUUCACAAGUAUAGCGGUUCUGUUGGGCUAGAAUCUGCAAUAGUUGUCACAUUGAGUUAUACCCUCUCCACCGUAACCAUGCUAUAUGCUCAAUAUCUAUCAGAAGAUUUCCCGAAUCCUUCAGUAGAUCUGAAAUAUGUUGGAGUUGGGUUAUUCUUGACGGGCAUAAUUGGAAACUUUUACCACCAUUACCUUCUUGCUAAUCUUAGGAAGGAGGGGGACAAAGAAUACAAAAUCCCUCAAGGAGGGUUAUUUGAUUUGGUUAUAUGCCCACACUAUCUCUUCGAAAUCUUGGGGUAUGUGGGAAUCUCUUGCAUUUCUCAAACUGUUUACGCAUCUGUUUUCACUUUAGGUACAAUGUUUUAUUUGAUGGGGAGGAGUCAUGCCACACGAGAAUGGUACCUAUCUAAGUUUGGGGACAAGUUCCCUAAGGAGGUUAAGGCUUUCAUACCAUAUGUUUUUUAGACCACGGCUGGGAAUAUAAGAUUAAAGUCAUGUAUUGAGAAUACAUUUCAAUAUUUUUAUGUCUUUGACAAUUUUUGUUGCGAUGAAUGAGAAGUGUAUGUUUUAGGUAACAUAAAAAAAUAAUAAAUAAAUGAAUACAUAAAAAUUGGUUGUGUUGAGUAACUAGUAGCUUCGUGGCGGGUCGUAAGAGGA
Helianthus annuus (common sunflower) is the source of this 1079-nucleotide messenger RNA. Its product is annotated as very-long-chain enoyl-CoA reductase. The transcript is spliced from 2 exons. The record is from RefSeq and is a predicted model, not a curated record. Lineage: Eukaryota; Viridiplantae; Streptophyta; Magnoliopsida; Asterales; Asteraceae. Gene Ontology annotation, molecular function: oxidoreductase activity, acting on the CH-CH group of donors. Gene Ontology annotation, biological process: lipid metabolic process. Bases 84 to 887 code for a protein of 267 amino acids.